Messenger RNA from Rhizophagus irregularis DAOM 181602=DAOM 197198, 690 nucleotides. The record is from RefSeq and is a predicted model, not a curated record. NCBI's taxonomy places the organism in Eukaryota, Fungi, Glomeromycota, Glomeromycetes, Glomerales, Glomeraceae.
AUGACGCAGUACUGGUCAGAAAAACCAGCGACAAUAGACGGAGUUUUGGGAGGAUAUGGCGAAAUAGAUGAAAUAGAUGUAGAAGGUUCGAGGUUAUUUAUUAGUGAAUAUAUAUAUGGGAAAAAAGGAGCACGUAAUAGAAUAAUAUCUUCCCCAAGAAUAAGUGAUGAAUAUGCGUGCGAUUGUGGAGCUGGUAUAGGAAGAGUGACAAAACAUUUUUUGUUAAGAAUAUUUAAAAAAGUUGACUUAGUAGAAUAUACGCCAAAAUUUAUUAAACAAGCUGAAAAUGAUUUCCUUAAAAAAGAAAAAGAGGAAGGUAGAAUUGGAGAAUUUAUUUGCAGUGGAUUACAAGAAUUUAUGCCGAAAGAAGGAAAAUAUGAUUUAAUUUGGUGUCAAUGGGUGCUUGGACAUUUAAAAGAUGAUGACUUAAUCAAAUUUUUUGAGAGAUGUAAAAAAGGAUUAAAACCUAAAGGUUUAAUUGGAGUUAAAGAGAAUGUUUCUGUGAUUGGUUAUCAAUUUGAUGAAACUGAUAGUAGUGUUACCAGAUCAGAUGAAAUUUAUAAAAAAAUUUUUCAAAAAUCUGGAUUAAAAAUUGUAAAAGAAGAAAUACAACAUGGAAUGCCGGAAGAAUUAUUUGAAGUUAAAAUGUAUGCUCUUGAAAAUGUUGAUAAUCAAAAUCAGGAGAAAUAA